Bufo gargarizans (Asiatic toad) is the source of this 6026-nucleotide messenger RNA. RefSeq names its product neuronal pentraxin 2 (gene NPTX2). The transcript is spliced from 5 exons. The record is from RefSeq and is a predicted model, not a curated record. The coding region runs from base 299 to 1603 and encodes 434 amino acids. Lineage: Eukaryota; Metazoa; Chordata; Amphibia; Anura; Bufonidae.
CGUCCAGGACACGCCUGCUGCUGCUGUCCCUUUAAGAUGAGGCAGUGAGAGGAGCUGGAGCAGCAGAGCUCAGUGCCUGAGAGGAUCUCACAGAGAGGCUCCCAGAAAGUAUCUGCUCGUCCCUCUGACUGCCCCUUGGUCGACUUCACAUCCGCCGACCAGAUCGCACCAACUUUCCUCGCUGAGAUCUGAUCGCAGACGGUCUCGGCUCCUGACUUCCUCUCUGUAGUCGGCGCGAGACGAUUCGACAAUACAAACCAAGCAGCCCAGCCUGUGGUGCGGCGCGGCGGCGGCAGGCAUGAUCCUCCUGCUGACUGGGAUUAUUUGUUUACUGGUUUUUGCUACUAGUAAUACUAUAAAGAGCCAGGAGAAGACUGGGGAGCGCUUUGUGUGCACUGCCCUCCCCCCUGAUGCCACCCCAGGGUGCCCCAUGCCAGGCUUCACCGGCUCCCCAGAAGAGGAGCUGAGAACUACGGUUAUUCAGCUCCGGGAAACCGUCCUGCAACAAAAGGAGACCAUAGGCAACCAGAAGGAAACCAUCAGGGAGCUGACUGCCAAGUUAACCCGCUGCGAGAGCCUGGCAGAGGAUGGCAAGCAUGGCUCCUGGAAAAAACUGUCCGGCAAACCGGGAGGAAAAGACACCAUGGGGGAUCUGCCCCGGGACCCCGGUCAGGUCAUCGACCAGCUGAGCCGCACCAUGCAGACGCUGAAGGACAGGCUGGAGAACCUGGAGUAUCAGCUGCGAUCCAAUGUGUCGUAUUCGGCGCUGCCUAGUGACCUCCGAGAGAUGCUCCAGAGGAGGCUGGGGGACCUAGAGCAUCAGCUUUUAAACAAAGUGGCAGAACUUGAAGAUGAAAAGUCGUUGCUUCAUAAUGAGAGCGCGGCGCACAGGCACCGGACCGAGUCCGCGCUCUCUGCGCUCCUGGAAAGAGUCAGCGAGCUGGAGAAAGGGAGCAGCGCAUUCAAAUCACCAGAUGACUUCAAGGUUUCCCUCCCGCUUCGUACUAAUUAUCUGUACGGGAAGAUAAAAAAGACUUUGCCUGAGCUAUUUGCUUUCACGAUCUGCAUGUGGCUGAAGUCCAGUGCAUCACCGGGCAUCGGGACCCCAUUCUCCUAUGCUGUACAAGGCCAAGCCAAUGAGAUAGUCCUGAUUGAGUGGGGGAAUCAUCCUAUUGAACUACUGAUUAAUGACAAGGUGGCCCAGCUCCCCUUUUCCAUUGGUGAUGGAAAAUGGCACCAUGUUUGCAUCACAUGGACGACCAGGGAUGGAAUGUGGGAAGCGUAUCUGGAUGGCAUCAAACUGGGCUCAGGGGAAAACCUGGCCCCCUGGCACCCAAUUAAACCAAAUGGAAUUCUUAUUCUGGGCCAGGAGCAGGACACUGUUGGAGGAAGAUUUGAUGCCACUCAAGCUUUUGUCGGAGAACUGAGCCAGUUCAAUAUCUGGGACCGUGUCCUAAAAUCAGAAGACAUCGUCAAUAUAGCCAACUGUUCCACCAACAUGCCAGGAAACAUUAUACCGUGGGCCGAUAACAAUGUUGAUGUAUUUGGGGGUGCGACAAAAUUACCCCUGGAGCCAUGCGAAGAACGUCUGAUGGAUUUAUAGCCAAGACACAAUUCCCUUAAGUGCUCUACUCUACGGAGACAAUCUCGAAUGAGGUUACUUGUCCUACAAUGCACUUAUUUGCUCAGAUGAUUUUUUUAAUCCCUUGACCAAACUGUUGUAUCUGAUGUGAAAUUUAGCUCACAGGUGCCACCAUGGUGUCAGCUUUCCGUGCAUAAAUCCAGAGUAUCACGUCGGCAGCACUUCUGUGGGGAAGUCACAUUUUACUGCUUCCUUAUCGUAGCCAUAAAUCUUCUCAGAUGUAGCUUCCUCUCACUUCAAAUACCUUAACUAUAGACAUAUUUUCAAUAGGGGUGCACCGAAAACAGAUCUCUGGUUGAAGUGGUUUAACACUGAUGACCAACGCUUAGGAUGAGUCUGAUGGGGGUCUGACUCCUGGUAUUCUUGCUUAUCAGAUGCUUGAUGGGGCUGCGGUGCCCGAGUGAGGGCUGUGGCCUCUUCAUUGUUAACCAGCACAGUGCCACACAUUAUGUAGUGGCUUGUGUGUGGUACUGCAACGCCUUCCCAUUUUAGGACACAAGCCACUACAUAAUAUACGACACAACGGCAAUCGGUCGUCAGACCCCCACCAUUGAGAUAUUGAUGGUCUAUCCUAAGAGUAGGCCAUCAAAAUAUAGUCCCAGAAGGGGGUUUUGUUAUUACACCUUAUGACUGAGACUAUGAACAGUUGUAAGUGGAGGGAUCACACAUGGAUGAAUCUAGGCCAUCUUUAAUUUUUCUACGGGGAACCCUCCAUAGUAUAUACCCCUCUUUGGAUGGGGACCUUUGGCCAAGGUGUAGUUUGCAAAUUGUCCAAAUAUUUGCAGAGAUCAAUCUUACUAGUGAUGUGGACAUAACUAGUUCUAAAAGGAUAGAUCUAUGAAAUGACAAUAGCGUUAAAGAGGAGCUGUCCCCUCCCCUGACUUGUCUGUUUUAGUAACUUUUUGCUUCCCUCAUGUAUUCUUGGACUCUAUGUUGUGCCAUUCUUUUAUUAUUCCUGCUAGAAGUUAUGAAUGAAUUAGCAGUUUGCUACGAAGGUCCGGAUGGGUGUUAUCAGUUGGGAGUGUGUCCCAGCGCAGUCUGAUACUGUCCAAUCAGUAUUGCCAGUUUUCAGACUGUACACGGACACCCCCCAACUGGUAACAGCCAUCUGGACCUCCAUUGUAAAUUGCUAGUAAUUUGGCAGAAAUAAUAAAGGAAUGGUACAACAUAGAGUCAUAAGAAUAGAUGCUCCAGAAUUAUUACAUGGGGAAUGCAAGUAGUUGAUAAAACAGGCGAGACAGGAGAGCUGACGGGUCCUAUUUAGCAGAUAUUUUAUGCAAACUAGUUAUGUCUCGAGCUUCAGUAAAAUUGCAAAAUGUAGCACUUGCAAAAUGCAGUUGCUAUACAGUUAUUAUAAGAAAUAAAUAUUAUAAUAAUGUGCAACAGUUUCAAUACUGUAGAAUGCCCAGUAUAUUGCGGCAUCAUAUUUCUCUAUUCUGCACAGUCUGCCUCUGGAUAUAUUCACGAUAGCGCUGUUUUAACCCCUGUAUAAAUCACCUUUAUUGAUCCUAGAAUCAACCAGAACAAGACAUUUUGAUAACAUAUAUAUUACAUAUACAUAUAUAUUUAUUCAACUUUAAUUUUCUCCAAAUGAUGUAAAUAAACUAUUUGGAGAUGGACGAAAGACAAAUUUAUACUAAUUUAUACUGACUAUUUUUUUGCCAGAGCUGCUAUGGAAAUAAUAUGUAUAAAAUAUUAUUAAUGCACAAAUGUAAUAAAUUUUUAUGUUAUUAUAAUACAAUAUAUAUAUAAAAUCUAAAUAUAAUUAAAUAACAUAAAGGUGAACGUAAAAGAAACCAAUCAAAUAUUGGCUCACAUUAGUCCAAGGCUGAUCAGAGCCAAUAAGCCAGUAUCUGAUUGGCUGCUCGUUAAUAACAUUACAGGCGUUGUCUGAGAUUAGAAAAAUGAGUUUCCCUUUGUCCCUCUGAAACAGCAUCACUCUAUAAUUUAAUUAAUAGCCGUUAGCUUUGAAGGUCCAGAUGGGUGUCACCAGUUGGGGUUGUGUCCCUGCACAGUCUAACAUUAUCCAAUCAGGGCUCCAGUCUCAGAUUGUGCAGGGACACUCGUAACACCCAUUUGGACCUUCAUUGUAAACUGCUAGUAAUUCAGCAGGCGUGGAUCCUAUAUUCUGAUCUCAUGCACGUCCUGUAAUUGCUGCUUGUUUUUGCUAACGAGCAAUAAAUUGCAUUAUUUUAAUUUGUAAUGUUUUCCUAUGACCAACUGUAAUGUCACAUCAAUCAGACAUGCCGUAAAACUAAUGAUGGGGUCAAACAGAAGGGUUUGAUAAUAAUGGCGGUGCACCCAGCAGUAAGAAGGAUGGAACCAACCAUCCCUGGUUCACUCUCCAAGGGCUCCAUAGCAGUUGUAUGGUGCGUCAGUAGGGUAUGUUUGCCCUUGACUUACACCAGGAUGGAGAAGGAGGCACUUAUGGAUAGGAUUAUAAUGGGCAGAGAGUGAGACCUUUAUGGACACCUCUCCAUUGAAUUCAAUGGGAGUCACAUCAAUCAACCAAGUUCACCCUCUCAUAUGUUUAUGAGUUCACUGGAGACGUGUCCAUCUAUGGAUUUCUCUAUUAAAUUGGUAUCUCGAAACUGGUACUUUUUUGACAGUUUGGGGUUCCAUCACUGUGACCCAUAUAACGUGUCUGAAAACAUUAACGUCUCCUAUAGGAAAAAACCCUUUAAGCCAUUUAAGCCCAUGUUGACUCUUUUUUAAACCUGGACUCUACCAAUAGAAGUUCAUUACCGUUUGGUGGCUAUGGUUUAUCACAAAUGUUUGCACUAUGUUAAUUAGUCUGUUUUAAAGAUACAGCCAUAUAUCAAGCGCUACAGUCAUUCGUAGUAUUAGAUUUGCAGUUGGCGGUCUACCGGCUCCUCUGUACUUGUAGCAAUAGCUUUUGAAUAGUUUCUAUUAAAUUUAAAAAAAGCAGAAAUAACUUCAGCCAAAAGAACUUUAUUCCAAGAAGUCUAAAUCAAAUUAAAAAGUAAUACAGCUACAAUAAUAUAUCGUAGAAGACUUUUAUCACAUUUAUUGCUCGCAGUAUUCUGUCGGGGGAUUCGUCACACUGACAGUUGUAUUAAGCUGCGAAUGGGCAAUAGAAUUACAAUUAGCAUUUGUGAUGUUUCCAGUUUGAUUUAAGGAUCUGUUAAUACAUUACUCAAGUAGCAAAAAAAAUAUUCCUUGAAUUCCACACGAAGUGACGUAGUGGUAAAUGAUCGUUCCAUCUCAUUAUUCAACAUAGUGUUUGUGUAACCGUCUAUAGCUGGAAGGAAGGAGAAGUCUUGUCUCCAUUAAUCUGGUACUAUAAUGGUGUUGAAUCAGUCAAAGACCAGACAUGACUGGUGCACCUAACCUCAAGUCAUGUAGUCAUUCAUUUGAAGACCCCAACCUGUAUGUAACUCCGAGAAGUUUCAAUCCCCCCUUAAAAUCAUUUGAGGCUCACCCUUCAUAAGCACUCAGCAUCAUCCAUUCACAUUCUUUCAACCCUUGGAGGUGACCAUGCUAGAAGUCGACUAUCCUAGGGUGGGACCAUCAAUCCAUAUGAGAUAGAAGUAGUUCUUUCCAUAGUGAUCUAAUUUGCUCUACCUAUUAAGGUGCAAUUUAUAUGUUUGUGUGAUUAUAGGCUAUGGUGAUCAUUGGUGAAGAUGUUUUCUUUAAAGGGGUUGUCCACUAGUAAGCAUAACUUUCUUACACUAGAUCUAUGACUUUGAAUAUUGACCUAGUUUAUCAAACUUAUUUUCACACAUCCAAUAAAUAGGCCAUUUAUUUGAGUGAUUCAGUGAAAUCCCUCUCCCCUACCUACAGGGUAUAGCGGAUCACUGGGGAAGGGGGGUUCUAAUGGGACAACCCGAGAACAGCUUAUUUUUGGGGGGACUAUUUUAGCAAAAAGAUUUUGUAAAAAGAAGACAAGCCCUUUAAGUAUAUUUCUUAGGAAACAUAUUGAUGGCGUUUCAAUGACUAGCAGUGCUCACACAAGGUCAGUAUUUAGCCCCCUUCUUCUAGGACCAGCAAAGAGCAAGGUUUUUGUGAUUAUUGGUUGUACAUAAGGAAAUGUAACUCUCAUUAAUAUACAUGGCAUGCUUACACUUCCAUAAAAGUAAAUAGAGAGCCAUGCAUGCACAGCCACCUUUGCAUUCAAAGCAGCCACGAGAAAGGGUCGGAUUGGAUCCAUGUUCUAGAGAUAGGUGCAGGUUCCAGAGGUGGGACCUGCAUCUAUCAGAUAUUUAUAGCACAUUCUGUGGAUAUGCCGUAAAUGUCCAAAAUAAGAAAUACUCCCUUUAAAUUCAAAAUGGCAGCAAUCAGACAUGUAUGCAAAUGAGCAGGGAGUUAAAGGGGUUGUCUGCUUUAGAAAACCCCAGAACAAGAGAUUAGCUCUUUGUAGUCA